UCAGUGCCGGGCCGGGCGGCUGCGGCAGGAGGAAGCAGCCGCCGCGGCAGGACAGAAGGGACGAGCCCAGGGGCCGGAGCGGGCACCAUGGAGGACGGAGUCUAUGUGCCCCCGGACCUGACCCCCGAGGAGCGGCUGGAGCUGGAGAACAUCCGGCGGCGGAAGCAAGAGCUGCUGGUGGAAAUCCAGCGGCUGCGGGAUGAGCUAAGCGAGGCCAUGAAUGAGGUGGAGGGUCUGGAGGCGAAUGAGGGCAGCAAAACCCUUCAGAGGAACCGGAAGAUAGGGAUGGGCCGCAAGAAAUUCAACAUGGAUCCUAAAAAGGGCAUCCAGUUCCUGGUGGAAAACGAGCUGCUGCACAACACGCCCGAGGAGAUCGCCCGGUUCCUCUACAAGGGAGAAGGGCUCAACAAGACGGCCAUCGGGGACUACCUGGGGGAGAGGGAGGACUUCAACAUCGCCGUGCUGCACGCCUUCGUCGACCUGCACGAGUUCACCGACCUCAACCUGGUGCAGGCGCUGCGGCAGUUCCUAUGGAGCUUCCGCCUGCCCGGGGAGGCCCAGAAGAUCGACCGCAUGAUGGAGGCCUUUGCCCAGCGUUACUGUCUCUGCAACCCCGGCGUCUUCCAGUCCACAGACACCUGCUACGUGCUCUCCUUCGCCGUCAUCAUGCUGAACACCAGCCUGCACAACCCCAAUGUGCGGGACAAACCCACCGUGGAGCGAUUCAUCACCAUGAACCGGGGCAUCAACGACGGGGGUGACCUGCCCGAGGAGCUGCUGCGGAACCUGUACGACAGCAUCCGGAACGAGCCGUUCAAGAUCCCGGAGGACGACGGGAACGACCUGACCCACACGUUCUUCAACCCGGACCGGGAGGGCUGGCUGCUCAAGCUGGGCGGGCGCGUGAAAACGUGGAAAAGACGCUGGUUCAUUCUGACUGACAACUGUCUGUACUACUUCGAGUACACCACGGACAAGGAGCCGCGGGGGAUCAUCCCACUGGAGAACCUGAGCAUCCGGGAGGUGGAGGAUCCUCGCAAGCCGAACUGUUUUGAGCUAUAUAUUCCCAACAACAAGGGCCAGCUGAUCAAGGCCUGCAAGACGGAGGCCGAUGGGCGAGUGGUGGAGGGGAACCACAUGGUCUAUCGCAUCUCGGCCCCCACGCAGGAGGAGAAGGACGAGUGGAUCAAAUCCAUCAAGGCUGCCGUCAGCGUGGACCCCUUCUACGAGAUGCUGGCCGCCCGCAAGAAACGCAUCUCGGUCAAGAAGAAACAGGAGCAGGCAUGAGCCGGGCCGGCCAGCAGGCUGUGCUCCCCCCCAACCCACCUCCCUGGGCGCCGCUGAAACUGACACCCCCCUGGGCCAGGGGGGCCCAGCCACGGACAGACGGACAGACAGAGCAUCACUGACUUCCCCUCCCCCAGCAUCUGUGUGCACCACCAGCCGGAUCUGUCUUCCGAAUGCCCCCCCCCCCCCCCAGCACCCCACUUGGGAUACAGCCCCUCUCCAGGAGCCCCUGGGCACCAUGGGCCAGCACUCCCCUCCCCGCUCAUGGGGGCUGUGGCCUGGGGCCCCUGCCAUGCCAUCAGCUCAGAACCUUGCAGCUGAUUCUGAUCAGGAGUGACUCCAGAUUGACCCUGGGGGAGCAGAGAUCAGAAUGCAAACCUGCCCCCAUUGGAGUUAGGAGUGACUCUGGAUUGACCUUGGGAGAACUGAGAUCAGAAUCUGGCCCUGCCCCCAUUGCAAACAGGAGUGACUCUGGAUUGACCCAGGCCCUGACUCUGUAUCCUCAGCACUUUCCUGCAGGGGUUUCUGGGUUUUCACUGGCUGACACCAAGCUCCUGUCUACACUAAUCAGCCCUUCGGUGCAAGAAGCUGUUGCCGAACUGUUCCUCCCCUUCCCUUCCCGGUGGCUGGGAAUUUACCCACAAUGCUGUGCUCUCACCUUGGGGUGGGGCACCAGGAGCUAGUGGCGUCCCAUGGUGCCCUGCCUUUGGGGUCUCCCCUGCCCCCCACCAUUCCAGCAACACCAGGCAUGGGGUGGGGGGGCAUUCCCAUUUGCCAUCCCCUCCCCCCAUGCUAGCUGGCACACUGCAGUGCCCCAGCGCAGCCAGCAGGGGGAACUGGAGUUCUUCCCUUGGGGCAGCCAGGGGAGGGGGGAGUUUAGCCAGCCCCCUGGCCUGCCCCUCACCAGCUAAUUUUUAAAUCUUCCCACAGGGGGUGGCCCUCCACCCCCACAUACACACUCUUGGCCCUAAAGUUUGGGGUCCACCUGGAGGGGCCCCCCCAUUUUUGUGCACCCCUCUGGGCUCCAGGAACGUACACUACAGACUGAGGGUGUAUGGGGAGCACCCCCCGCCCCCCAAAGUCGAAAGCCAUUUGCUUUCGCCUGCUGUGGAAUCUCGUCCUGAUUAUUCUUCUGCCAGGAGCGCAAGGCGCCAUCGGAAAGCCCGGCCUCUCGCCUGGUGCCGCUGGGAGCAGAUGUGGGGCUCUACCCCCCCGCCCCCACCCCCAGGACCAAUCUCUGUGCCCCCUUCCCGCCACCACCUUUCCAGAUCAGCCAUCACAGGGCAUCCUGGGAGAGCCCCCCGGCUCGUCGGCUCCCAGAGGCAACCACGUGGCAAUUGGACCAAGCCAGCAGGACCCAUCUCCUCCCACGCUUGGGACCCCUGGACUUGCCGCCUCCUCCCAGCGCAGGGGGAUUUCACCCCACCCUGGGCACUGGUGUGGACAGAGGGGGCCUGGCACCAGCCCCGUGCCCGCCCCAGGAUUCCAGGGCAGGUUCAGGUUUUUGUAAUUACUAUUUAAGGAUUUAAUGGAUGCAACUUUAAAUGGAAUUAAAACACUACAGUCUUGA
Gopherus evgoodei (Goodes thornscrub tortoise) is the source of this 2857-nucleotide messenger RNA. RefSeq names its product cytohesin 2 (gene CYTH2). The transcript is spliced from 12 exons. Bases 88 to 1287 code for a protein of 399 amino acids. The record is from RefSeq and is a predicted model, not a curated record. Gene Ontology annotation, biological process: regulation of ARF protein signal transduction. NCBI's taxonomy places the organism in Eukaryota, Metazoa, Chordata, Testudines, Testudinidae. Gene Ontology annotation, molecular function: guanyl-nucleotide exchange factor activity.